Molecule: messenger RNA, 2868 nt
Organism: Radiomyces spectabilis
Lineage: Eukaryota; Fungi; Mucoromycota; Mucoromycetes; Mucorales; Radiomycetaceae
Exons: 5
Coding region: 14-2797 (927 amino acids)
Molecular function (GO): phosphopantetheine binding
Source: RefSeq, a predicted model, not a curated record
CGCUCAAGUCGUCAUGGCCACCGAAAAAUAUCGUCAUGUGGCUACCGGAGCUGCAAGUGGAACAGAACAUUGUGAAGCCAUCAUUCUUCCGCCUAUCGAUCUGGACAAAAUGUUGCAAGAGCCGCUUCACCCAAAAGCGGACACCAUGCUGAACAAAUGUUAUACUUCCGAUGAUAUCGAAAAGAUUGCCAUGAUUCUCCACAGCUCCGGUUCCACCUCUUUUCCAAAGCCUAUUUUACUCAGCAACCGCUACCUGAUACUUUUGAUUCAGUAUUUUCCUCAUCGUUUUCAAGAAUCGGCUCCUACAUUAACCUAUGACGACCGCGAUAUCAUGCUCUGUGCCGGCCCUCUCUUCCACGUCUUUAGCUUCUUCUGCUGCUUUUCUGCAAUCACAAUGGGCGCCAGCGCCGUGUUUGUAGAAAAGCUUCCCGCCUCUGUCGACGACUUGCGUUCGGCUAUUAGUCAGACAAACCCAACCAUGAUGUCGACAACGCCCAUUGUCCUCGAACAAAUCUUGUCCUACAUGACCGAAAACCAAGAUUUUGAAUUUAUGCAGCGGUUAAAGUUGGUCAUUUUUGGUGGAGCUCCUAUGAAGUCUUCUUCUGGUGACGCGUUUAUCCAGCAUCAGAUCAACAUCAAAGAUUGUUAUGGAACUACAGAGAUCAAUGGCUUGUUUAGCUCUGAUUUCGAUCCAAGCAACAAGCAAUGGAAUGUUCUCCGCGGAACCUCGAUUAAUGCAGCUUAUUACGACUUUGAACCUCUUGAUACCAACGACCCUACAUUGAAGCAUCUGGUCAUCCUACCCAACGCUCCUUUUCUUGCGACAGGAGUGGCGAACCGUGAAGAUGGAGGUUAUGAUACCAACGACAUUUUCCGAGAAGUGACACUCAAUUCGGGUUACUACAUCCACAUGGGACGCAAAGAUGAUGUACUUGUCAUGGAAAAUGGCGAGAAAACCAGUCCCAUUCCGAUGGAGAGUAUCGUUGCUAGUGAUCCAGUCAUCAAACAGUGUGCGGUCAUUGGCGAACGGCGCCCAUGCACCUGCAUUUUGAUAGAGCUGCAACCCGAGUAUGCCAGCAAUUCCGUUCCGGACAACGUCAUGCAGAAAGUUCAACGAGCGGUGAAGCGGGCCAACAAGAAUGCACCAAGUCAUAGCACCAUUCUUCCACAAAUGAUAAAGAUCUUGCCACCCGGGCGACAGAUCCCUUUGUCGGACAAAGGCACCGUCAAACGUAAAAGCGUGGUGGACGAGUACGGUGAUAUGAUUGCUGAACUGUACGACAAUUUCUUGAAUCAAAAUUCGACGUGUUCCGCGGAAGAAAAGGAUGGCAUGCGUUGGCCGGAGGAGCAGAUCGCUUCCUUUUUGCUAGACUCGGCAGCCGAGGUGCUUGGUUUACCAGCUUCAGAGUUGACCGACGUGAAUAAAUCGCUAUUCGAUUAUGGCAUGGAUUCCUUGUUAUCGAUUCAGCUGCGUAACCGUAUUGCCCUGCAUUUCAACCACGUCUCCCACAGUUUCGUUUUUCAAUAUCCUACCGUGCAAUCCAUGAAAAAGAUACUGAUGUCUCAAACACAGACGACUUAUGAAGCAAUUGUAGAGGAACAGUACCGCUUGACGGAGGAACUAUUGGCAUCCUAUAUCAAGCGCGCCGAAACCGAUUUCGGAGUAGCGGCUACCUGCUACGCCGAGAAUGAGGAUCAGGUCAUCUUGCUGACGGGGACCACCGGGUCUUUGGGCGCCUUUUUAUUGCAGGAUUUGCUGCAACGACCGACUGUGAAGAGAGUGUAUGCGAUGAUCCGAGGCUCCAAUGAUACCGUGGUUCUUUUGGAUCGACUUCGUCAAACAUUUGCCGAUCGGUCGCUGGAUCGGUCGUUGCUCGAAUCUUCCAAACUCCAUGUCCUGCCCAUGAAGCUGGAUGACGUGUACUUGGGUCUUGACAAAGAGACGUACGAUCGGCUCAAAAAGGAAGUAACCAUGGUGCAGCACUGCGCUUGGUUAUUGGACUUUCAUCAUCCCGUUGCUCACUACGACAAGGUGUGUAUCCGUGGCAUGUACAAUCUUCUCCGGUUUGCAUUCCGUUCUGUCAAUCCGAUGCACGUCCAUUUUAUUUCGAGCGUUUCGGCCAGCGCGUGCAUAGGUGGUGACGUUGAAGAAAUGCCUUUGCCAGACAAUGCUUGCGUAGCCAUGCCAAUAGGAUAUGCGCAGUCAAAAUACAUUGUGGAAAAAUUGCUCAACUAUCUUUGCGAAAACAAGAAUUUCCCCUGUAUCAUUGAACGUUUGGGUCAAGCCUGUGGUGACAGUCAAAACGGGGUUUGGAACAUUAACGAGUUUUACCCCCUAUUGAUUGUCGGCGGUGGCCAGGAGAUGCACAAAAUGCCCGACCUGGUACUCACCAUUGAUUGGAUUCUCUUGGACCAUGCCGCUUCAGCGAUUGCAGAUAUCAUGAUCAACACUGCAAAUCAAUCGGUCAAAGUGGAGAAUUCCAUCUUUCACAUUGUGAACCCCCGCCGUUUUGUAUGGAACGACCUCUUGACCGCCAUGCGACAGAAUGGAAUGACGUUUGACUUGGUCAGUCCUGAAGACUGGCUUCGAGCUUUGGCUCAAAACGACGGCAAUCCUGCUUAUCGCUUGCUGAGUUUUUACCAAGCGUACUUUAAGAAUUUCCGGUCUCUCCCUGUGUGGAAAACCGACAAAACCUGUAACAUGACCCCGGUGCUGGACAAGGCACCUGUACUUGACAGUCAGCUCCUAGGUAAAUACCUAGGCUAUUGGUUCGAGGUUGGAUUCUACAACCCCUAACACGACAGUAUUACCUUUUCUUAUAAAAUAAUUUAUGAUUUAUAACAUGAUUUGCUUGGCGAUGAUCCCUG